CUCUCACCAUGUCCCAGCUUAAACAGAUGCUGCCUUUGAACACCAACAUCAGAGUGGCCUACGCCAAUGGAAAGGACGACGAGCAGAACUUCAUCCAGAACCUCAGCCUGUUCCUCUGCACCUUCCUCAAAGAACACGGCCAGCUCGUCGAGAAGAGACCAAACUUGCGAGAGUCACUGAUGGAGGCCCUGCACUUCAUGUUGCUGGUGUCGGAGGUUGAGGAGACUGAGAUCUUCAAGAUCUGUUUGGAGUAUUGGAACCACCUUGCAGCAGAGCUAUACAGGGAGAGUCCCUUCUCCACAUCCAGCACCCCGCUCCUGUCCGAUGUGCCGCCACGAAGACACCUCUACCUGCCCGUACUGUCCCAGGUACGUUUGCUGAUGGUGAGCCGCAUGGCCAAACCAGAGGAGGUGCUGGUGGUGGAGAACGACCAGGGUGAGGUGGUCAGGGAGUUCAUGAAAGACACGGACGCCAUUAACCUCUACAAGAACAUGAGGGAGACUCUCGUGUACCUGACUCAUUUGGACUACGCCGACACGGAACGCAUCAUGACUGAGAAGCUCCACAAUCAAGUCAACGGCACCGAGUGGUCGUGGAGGAACCUGAACAUGCUCUGCUGGGCCAUUGGCUCCAUCAGCGGUGCGAUGCACGAGGAAGACGAGAAGAGAUUCCUGGUCACAGUCAUCAAGGACCUGCUCGGCUUGUGUGAACAGAAGAGAGGUAAAGACAACAAAGCCAUCAUAGCGUCCAACAUCAUGUACAUCGUGGGACAGUAUCCUCGCUUCCUGCGAGCCCACUGGAAGUUCCUCAAGACCGUCGUCAACAAGUUGUUUGAGUUCAUGCACGAAACACAUGACGGCGUACAGGACAUGGCGUGUGACACCUUCAUCAAGAUUGCUCAGAAGUGCCGUCGUCACUUUGUUCAGGUUCAGGUGGGGGAGGUGAUGCCUUUCAUCGACGAGAUCCUCAACAACAUCAACACCAUCAUCUGUGACCUGCAGCCACAGCAGGUCCAUACAUUUUACGAGGCGGUGGGCUACAUGAUUGGGGCUCAGACCGAUCAGGCAGUUCAGGAGCUUCUCAUAGAGAAGUACAUGCUGCUCCCGAACCAGGUGUGGGACAGCAUCAUCCAGCAGGCGACCAAGAAUGUGGACAUCCUGAAGGAUGCUGAGACGGUGCGUCAGCUGGGCAGCAUCCUAAAGACAAAUGUCCGAGCCUGUAAAGCUGUCGGUCAUCCCUUCGUCGUUCAGCUGGGACGAAUCUAUCUGGACAUGCUUAACGUUUACAAGUGUCUGAGUGAAAACAUUUCCUCGGCUGUCCAGACUAAUGGAGAGAUGGUGACCAAACAGCCUCUGAUCAGGAGCAUGAGGACGGUGAAGAGAGAGACGCUGAAGCUGAUCUCGGGCUGGGUCAGUCGCUCCAACGACCCGCAGAUGGUGGGAGAGAACUUUGUGCCCCCCCUGCUGGAGGCUGUGCUCAUCGACUAUCAGAGGAACGUCCCAGCUGCCCGCGAGCCUGAGGUCCUCAGCACCAUGGCAACCAUCGUCAACAAGCUGGGAGUGCACAUCACCGGGGAGAUCCCCAAGAUCUUUGACGCUGUCUUCGAGUGCACUUUGAACAUGAUCAACAAGGACUUUGAAGAAUUCCCAGAACACAGAACUCAUUUCUUCUACCUCCUUCAAGCCGCCACGUCCCAGUGUUUCCCAGCCUUCCUGUCCAUCGCCCCGGCCCAGUUCAAACUGAUACUGGACUCUAUCAUCUGGGCCUUCAAGCACACGAUGAGGAAUGUGGCCGACACAGGUCUACAGAUCCUGUACACUCUCCUGCAGAACGUGUCCGCGGAGGAAGCGGCAGCACAAAGCUUCUACCAGACGUACUUCUGUGACGUCCUGCAGCACAUCUUCUCUGUGGUCACUGAUACCUCUCACACUGCAGGUCUGACGAUGCACGCCACCAUCUUGGCCUACAUGUUCAACCUGGUGGAGGAGGGGAAGGUGAGCGUGGCCCUGAGCACGGCCAGCCCCGCCAACAACCAGGUGCACGUCCAGGAGUACAUUGCCAACCUGCUGAAGACGGCUUUCCCCCACCUGCAAGAUGCCCAGGUGAAGGUGUUUGUAACAGGUCUGUUCAGCCUGAAUCAGGACAUCGCUGCCUUCAAGGAGCACCUGAGGGACUUCCUGGUGCAGAUCAAGGAGUUUGCCGGCGAGGAUACGACGGACCUGUUUCUGGAGGAGAGGGAGGCGUCUCUGCGCCAAGCCCAGGAGGAGAAACACAAGCUCCAGAUGUCGGUGCCCGGAAUCCUCAACCCCCACGAGCUGCCUGAGGAGAUGGGCGACUGAAGGAGGAGUGGCGGUGGCGACCAGCGUGUCCAGAACAAAUCUGAAGGGGGAAAGGUCGAGAGAGCAAGGACGCUUCCUGUCGAUACAUUUUCUUUUCAAGUGUGUUUGUGUGCAAGUGUGUGUGUGUGUUUGAAAAGAACGAGGGGCCAGAGAAAAGGACCCCAGCACUCGGUUGUACAUCGACCAAAUCUAUGUCAAUAUGUAAAUGAGAAUAUUCCCCACGAACCCUCCACCCUGGCGCGAUUUCCUUUUUUCCCUCACAAACUUAUUU
Paralichthys olivaceus (Japanese flounder) is the source of this 2610-nucleotide messenger RNA. NCBI's taxonomy places the organism in Eukaryota, Metazoa, Chordata, Actinopteri, Pleuronectiformes, Paralichthyidae. The record is from RefSeq and is a predicted model, not a curated record.